Mya arenaria is the source of this 2178-nucleotide messenger RNA. Its product is annotated as probable G-protein coupled receptor Mth-like 11. Bases 1 to 2178 code for a protein of 725 amino acids. Gene Ontology annotation, biological process: cell surface receptor signaling pathway; G protein-coupled receptor signaling pathway. NCBI's taxonomy places the organism in Eukaryota, Metazoa, Mollusca, Bivalvia, Myida, Myidae. Gene Ontology annotation, cellular component: membrane. Gene Ontology annotation, molecular function: G protein-coupled receptor activity. The record is from RefSeq and is a predicted model, not a curated record. The transcript has a single exon.
AUGUGUCCUGAUGGUUUGGUGCUGGUAGUUACUCUCAUUCUUUUUCCGACAUCGUUUGUGGUACGUUCGCAGAAGACUCACCCGCAUCAAUGGGGCUACAGCAGGGACGACGACUACGAUCCAUUCAGCGUCCUCGAAUACGACUCAGACACGUGUGCGGAAAUGCGGACGUGUGGAAGGGGCCUCUCAUAUCCGGACAAAAGUUGUAAUUGUGACGAGCUCUGUGUUUUAAUGAACGAUUGUUGCGAUGGAUUUCUAACUGAGCAGACACUCGAAAGUACCUCUUUUGAAAUAAACGCAGACCAGUUUUCAUGCGAGACGGUGAGAGGACUUGUCUUACAUCGUCAUUACGGUGUUUUGCUAGUUUCCAAGUGUUCGCCAAACUGGACUGAAGCACGAACAAAAUCCCUUUGCGAAAGUGACUUUCAUUUUGAGAAGGAUCUUAUGAAGAAAACACCUGUUUCGGACGGCUCUUAUUUGCAAAUAAUGUACAAAAAUAUGUACUGUGCAUACUGCAACUUUGAAUACAACAUUUUAUUUUGGUCGCCUGAACAUGUUUGCUUUGAAAAUAUGACUAAUGUCCGUAUGAUACCGUUCAGUCCACAUUGUCGACUUUCGUUCACUGCACCGUUGUUCAAUUCCACGAAAAGAGUAUGUGGAGUGGUGCCACCGAUUUCUACCUGUGGAAAUAAGUCAGAAGUGAAGCUUAUUGUUUUAUGUGAACAAGGUCAUUAUAACCUUGUUUAUGAUGAAUAUGGUAACGAGUAUAGAAACGAACAUUGCGCGCAGUGUAAUGGUGUAGACAUGAACAAGCUUUAUUGUAUGGAUUUAUCAGUUCAUACUGAUAUUAUACCAAAACCAACCGAGGGGUCUGGCGAUCGUUUAGCAAGUCUUACGCUUCUAGUGAACCUUAAUCUCGGUACAUUUGAAAAAGAUGGAAAAAUUAUUGAUUCAAAGAAAUGCAGUUAUGAUGAAAUAUACGACAUAAUGUACGACAAAUGUCGGGAGGUGUUUUGCCCACCAACUACAUUUCAACGAAAAGGUCGCUGUAUUCUACAGGCUGUAGUCGAAAAACAAAUGCAACAAUAUUCCGACAGACAUUAUUGUACCUGGGCGAAACUAGAUCCAGCUGAAUAUAUAUUUACAAACGAUUCAAACUUGUUUAUUUUAUCGGCACAGAAAACCUACAAUGACUCUCAAUUCCACCAGAUUGGCACAGAUGUUUUUAUUUGCCAUAGUCUAAACAAUACCUGUUUUCAAUGUGAAUCGGUCCAGGUCACGUUUAACUUUGAUAAGUCAGAGGAGUACUUGUCAACGAUCGGACUUGUAAUUUCAAUCCUUUCUCUUCUUUUGACUGUGAUCGUUUAUCUCACUUUUCCUCAACUUCUAAAUACUCCAGGCAAAAUCCUUAUGUCUAUGGUGGUAUCUCUUUUGCUAGCUCAAUUGUUGUUCUUGAUUUCUUCAGAAGUGUCUUCUUAUCCUUUAGUAUGUAAAAUACUGGCAAUAUGCGACCAUUAUUUCUUUUUAGCAGCCUUUUGUUGGAUGAACGUUAUUGCGUUCGAUUUGUGGAAAACCUUUUCAAGUAAGGUAAGCGCUCCAAGUUCAAGCGAAAGUGCGAGAAAAACGUUAUUAUUUUACAGUUUCUAUGGCUUCGUUAUUCCAAUGUGUAUUGUUUGUGCGGCUUUGAUAUUAGAGUUUGGGCAAUUUGAGAAUAUAGAUACAAGUAUGAAACCAUACUAUGGGCGAAACAUAUGUUGGAUUAGUUCGCGCAAUAGCCUAAUCUUAUUCUUUCUUGGACCUCUUGCCCUGUUUAAGCUCUUUGACAUGACUUCUUUUAUCUUUACCGCCGUGCACAUUGCCCGGGCAAGAAAGCAAGGAGCCGCUGCAAGGAGAAAAAAGAACACAUGCUCGUUGCUGAUCAACAUCAAGCUCUCUCUAGUCAUGGGUCUAACAUGGGUGUUUGCCUUUGUUGCAAAUGUGGCCAACUUGCAGGUUAUGUGGUACUUGUUUAUAAUAUUUAACACAUUCCAGGGCCUCUUUAUCGCCAUCAGUUUCCUGUGCACGAGGAAAGUAGUCCGUCUGGUGCACGAAAAAUAUGCGGUAUUCUCCAGCACAUUAAAGUCCUCCGCAGAAACAAAGACGACCUUUGCCUCGAAGUCUAACCUUAAGUAUUCUUGA